AUGACGUCUGCCCUGCCACCUCGACAUUUGGUUUUCUCAACGAGCAAAGAGGCCUUGUGGAGCUACGAGGGGCACUUGAAGGAGAAGGGAGACGGGCCGGUGGAGCUGUUUCAGUUCUCAGAGCAGGAAGAUCUGAAUGUCAACGUGCUGGCUGACAAGCUGAAUGGAAGUUCGAGCUCUUCGCAAGUGUCAGUUCUUCUGAUGCUGACUGGGUCAUCCAGUUAUUUGUGGCUGGACCGGGAGCACCAUCCCAAAAAUGUGGAACUUUGCACCAUGCUGAAGCGAUUUCCCAGGAAACUCAACUUUGUGAUUUGUCCCACUUCGAGAGCCACUCGAGAUGAAUGGGAAGCGCAGAGCUCACAGGCUCCGGGCAUCUUUGGCGAUUUUUGGGACAACAAUAUCUCCGUGUGGGAUGGCUUUGACCGUGAUGUUGCCUCAAAAAACCAGAUUUGCAGCUUGAUUUGUACAGAGGGCAAGGGCAAGAAGGAUGUUGGUGAGAAGCCGUCCGCAAGAAAUAGGUUCUCGCUGGGUUGGCCGCUGGUGCUUGGCAUUUGUGCUCUGGAGCUGUGGUAUAUAGCCCAUCUUCACAUGACCCUAGGAGCAGAAAGGGGUCAAGUGGAGAAGCUUCAAGGAGAGCGCGCCGCAACAUAUGCAGAGAAGGAGAAGCUUGAAGAGAGCCUCAAAACAACACAAGCGGAGAAGGAGAAACUUCAAAACGAUCUCAACACAGCACAAGCAGAGAACGAGAAGCUUCAAAAAGAUCUUGAGGCAACACAAGCUGAGAAGGAGAACUUUCAAAACGAUCUCAACACAGCACAAGCAGAGAACGAUACGCUUCAAAAGGUCGUUGUGGCACCGGCUGGUACGAGCCGCUUGUGAUGUUGGGUAAUGUCAAGACGUCUGGUGAGAUCCUGGAGUUCAUGAGUAAUUUGUAGUUUGGAACGCCAUCCGCCGUCUCUGACAAAUGCCUGUGUUUGAUGGUCGCACAGAAGGCAAAAGUUUUGCCUCCAGUUCUGGGAGACCUGCGUCGUCAUCCUGU
Molecule: messenger RNA, 1039 nt
Organism: Cladocopium goreaui
Lineage: Eukaryota; Dinophyceae; Suessiales; Symbiodiniaceae
Source: the annotation of a GenBank genome assembly